AUGGAGGUGAACAGGCAACCAUACCUGGUCAAUCGGACGGGAGUUACUUUGAGGUAUACUGACUGCCACUUUGAUAAUGCGAGAGAAGCGCACGAGAAUGCCAUCGCAGAAUACUUCGACAAACCCUUAGACAUUCCAGACGAGCGCAUGACCACGCAUCCCGUAUGGUCUACGUCGGCGCGUUACAAGAGAGAUAUCAACGACGCAAAAGUGAGGCAGUUUGCCAGCGAGAUAGUCGAACACGGCUUCAGCAACAGCCAGAUUGAGAUUGACGGCAAGUGGGAGACUUGUUACGGAAGCCUCACGUUCGACCCCAACAAGUUCCCUGAUAUCAGAGCGCUCGUAGAAGACCUGCACUCGAUGGGGUUCCGUGUCACGCUGUGGGUUCACCCGUUCAUCAACUCUGACUGCGAACCGCAUUGCUCGAGUGCGCUGGAGAGGGGCUGGUUCGUCACCAACACCGAGGGCAGCACCAUCACCAGCUGGUGGAACGGCCGAGGCGGCAUCGUCGACUUCACCAACGCUACGACUGCAAGCGAAUGGUCGAGCCAGCUGUGGACUGUGGGGCUGAGCCGGCAGCUGACGGCGUUGCACGCCACCCGCGCCCCGCGCAUCAUAGACCUGAUGAAGGAGGCUGUGAAGGACGGCAGUCCAGUCAACCCCACAGUCUGGUGGGUCGCCCCCACCGACGAAACGGCCCUCGGCAUAAACUCAGAGUUCCUGCUGGGAGAGGACCUGUUGGUGGCGCCGGUGCUGGAGGAGGGCGCCGUCAGCCGCGACAUCUACCUGCCCAAGGGCAUCUGGAGGGACGAGGCGGACCCAAAACACCCAAUCAUAGACGGCCCUAUCUGGCUCACCAACUACUCGGCCCCACUCAGCGUCCUGCCUUACUUCACCCGACCCUCCGAUUACCCUGAUCUCCCUGCCAAUGGAGGAUCCUCACAGCUUCGACUGUUCAUUUCUGCAACAGCUUGCAAUUGGAUCACAAGUACUGUAGUUUUCUACAUUUGUUUGCCUACGUACCACCAACUAUUUACAUAA
Messenger RNA from Schistocerca cancellata (South American locust), 1041 nucleotides. RefSeq names its product myogenesis-regulating glycosidase-like. Lineage: Eukaryota; Metazoa; Arthropoda; Insecta; Orthoptera; Acrididae. The record is from RefSeq and is a predicted model, not a curated record. The transcript has 5 exons. Gene Ontology annotation, molecular function: hydrolase activity, hydrolyzing O-glycosyl compounds. The coding region runs from base 1 to 1041 and encodes 346 amino acids. Gene Ontology annotation, biological process: carbohydrate metabolic process.